CAGCAUAGAGGGUAAGAAUUACAGUUGCUCUCUGCUAAGAAAACAACACAGACCACAAUGUACAAGCUGGUGGUGUUGUCCUCCGUCCUGGCCCUGGUGGCCGCCAAGCCCAGCGGACUCGGACUCGGCCUCGGCCUCGGCCCUCUGGGCUUAGGCUUGGGAGCGCCGUGGGGAUUGGGCGCUCACCUAGGCGCCCCGCUGGUGGCUCCUCUCGCGGCUCCGCUUGCUGCUCCUGUGUUGGCCGCUCCUGUUGCUCACGCACCCGCUGUCGGCGUCGCCGGUCCUGCCGUGGUCGCCGCGCCCCUUGGUGGUGCUGCCCACAACUACAGGGGACCCGUGUCUCUCGCUCCCGGCCAGCCCGCCAGCAUCAUAGCUCAAGACGGCAGGCCCCUUGACACCCUCAGUGUGAACGCCGACCGCGCUGUGCACUACACCGCCCGGGUGGUAGACUCUGCCAUCGGAGGGCACGGACAUCUGCUUGGCAAGCGCUCUGCUCCUCUCCUUGGCGCACCGUGGGCUGGCCUGCCCGCCGCGCACGCGCUGGCGCCCGCCGCCCUCGCCCUGCCCGCCGCUGCACACCUCGGCUGGCGCGCACCAGUCGCUCCUCUGGGCUUGGGACCCCUGGGUCAUGCUGGCGUCUUGGGACCUCAUUGGUGAAAUACUGUGUAAAGAAAGUUUAGCAUAUUCGACAAUAUAUCUGCCUAUAGUUUAUAAAGAGAGUUACUCGUAAAAGCAUUUUUCUUUCAACAAAUCCUUUUUCUUUUGAAUGUGAUAAUAGAUAUGAGGGUGAAACUAAAAAUGCGGUCAAAACAAAAUGCUUCUUAGCUAAGUAGGUAUGGUAUCUGUGGUUGCCGGAAAAUUGUUGAAUUGAGCUCGCGAAAAUAUUUGUUUGUUUAUUAUGUGUGGGUUAAAUCGUAGUAUCUCAUUCUCUACGAGAAGUCUUGCAAUUUUGCAAGAAUUCCUUACAAAUGUUGGUGUCUUUCUGAUCUCCAUCUUGAUCUGAUUCUGGGUCUUAAAAGUUGUUUCGAUACUCGAGUGAGCUUGUUUAUUUUUGCAUUGUCUUCUGAAUUAUCACCUUAUUGCUAGAAACUUGUUUGAAGCUGGGUCUAUGGAACUUUCAUGGUGGGCUUGUUUAUGUUCAAAACUAUAACCGAUAAUAUUCUUCUUUACCUGUAUAUGUGUAUUAGCUUGUACAAAAUUAAAUUUUACGUCAUGUUA
Helicoverpa armigera (cotton bollworm) is the source of this 1218-nucleotide messenger RNA. Its product is annotated as cuticle protein 38-like. The coding region runs from base 58 to 657 and encodes 199 amino acids. The transcript has a single exon. Lineage: Eukaryota; Metazoa; Arthropoda; Insecta; Lepidoptera; Noctuidae. The record is from RefSeq and is a predicted model, not a curated record.